AUGACGAUCCCCGAAAAGGAGGACCUCUUGCCUUCCACGGUGGUGCAUCCCGCUCCGCCAGAGCGUUUCGCUCUCAAAACCCGCCGCCGAAACAUAAGAAAGUCGAGGCUCUUCAGAAUCGUACUCCUCUCUUGUAUCCUUCUCAUUGCCUACACCCAAUUCGAGCAGCUCCGCGGCCUGCGAUCUUCGUCGCGCGCUUCCAAGCUAUCGGUCACGCGACUCCAAGCAAACCUCGAGACGUGCAAGAAGCUCAGGCAUAAACCGCAAGACCCCAGCGGCCUUGGUCGGGAGCAGAAUGGCCGCUUCGUUAAUGGCACGAAACCGACCCUUAUCCGUAAUGCGACGGUUUGGGUCGGUGAGCCCAAGGAGGGGACGAGUGAGGAGGAUGCUCGUGCCGGCAAGGGUUAUUCCUGGAUAAGGGCGGAUGUGUUCGUCGAUCGCGGUUUAAUCCAAAAGGUCGAGGCUGGGAUCUCGCUCGAUUCUUUGCCCUCGGACACGCAAGUUUAUGAUGCUCAUGGGCGACAAUUGACGAGCGGCAUUAUUGACAUGCAUAGUCAUGCUGGCGUUGACUCCCUCCCCAACAUCCGCGGAAAUGAUGAUACUAAUGAAUUGUCCGACAAUAUCACGCCCUACGUCCGCUCCUGGGAUGCCAUCCAGCCCUUGGACCACCAGAUUCAGGUCAUCAAAUCGGGCGGUGUCACGACGAGCUUGGUCCUCCCCGGCUCCGGAAACAACAUUGGCGGCGAGGCCUUCCUGAUCAAGCAUGCUGUCGGUAAGCAUGACGGCCGCAGUGAGCUCAGCAUCAAAGAUAUGUUUGCCGAUCCCAACCAAACCUGGCGUUAUAUGAAGAUGGCGUGUGGCGAGAACGCCAAGCGUGUUUACGGUCGAAUUGGCCGUGGGCCAUUCAGUCGUAUGGGCGAGUCCUGGCACUUCCGUCAUGCCUUUGAACAGGCAUCAAAGCUUGUGAGGGACCAGGACGACUGGUGUGAUGAGGCUGAGGCCGUUGGUAUUGAGAAGAUCUCUCGAUACCUGCCCGAAGAACUGGAGUGGGAAUCUCUCGGUGCUGUUCUCCGUGGCCAUGUCCAUGUGAACACUCACUGCUACACGGUACCUGACCUUGAGAGCUUCGUGGACCAUACCAACGAAUUCAAAUUUUCUGUCCGGGCCUUCCACCAUGCGCAUAGUACUUUCCUCAUCCCAGAGGUUCUGAAACGUGCUUGGGGCCAUACACCCGCUUCUGCCAUAUUUGCGGACAAUAUGUACUACAAGGCCGAGGCCUACGUCGGCUCAGAGUAUGCCGGUAAGAUUCUCUGGGAUAACGGCCUAGAUACGGUGUACGUCAGCGACAACCCCGUCCUCAACGCUCAGCAUGUCGUUUUCGAGGCCGCAAAGGGUUACAAAUACGGCCUGCCGUAUCAUGUCGCUCUCUCUAGUGUAACAUCAACGCCGGCGCGCUACCUCGGUAUGGGCGAGAGGUUGGGCAAGAUCAAGCCGGGCUUCGACGCCGACAUCGUCGUCUGGGACAGUGACCCGCUGAGCGUUGGUGCCUCCCCUGUCCAAGUUUGGAUCGAUGGCAUCGCCCAAUUCAACGACCCUGUCCAGUUGGACAAACCUGUCUCGGCCCCUAUUGUGCCCGAUGAGAGCCUUAGCCAGAUUCCAGAGAACCCGGCCUCCCUAAAGGAUGUUGUAUUUACGGGCGUAUCUCGCAUGCUUCUCUCUUGGAGGGCAUCGGCCGAGGGCUCCCUUACGGUCAUUGUUAAGGACGGCAAAAUCUCAUGCAUUGGAAGGUGUGAGUCCGAGCUACAGGCGGCCUCCGAGUCAGGAGUCAAGGUUAUCAAUCUGAAGAAUGGAUACGUGACUAACGGCUUCACUGCCUUUGGUUCGCUGAUUGGUCUUAAUGAAAUCGAUAUGGAGAGUGACACGGACAAUGGCGCCAGCGAUGGCAGAACCUUCAGCCGUGGCAUUGAUGGCCUCGCCCUCGAUAGCAAGAAACUCAACGUCGCUCACCGGUACGGUAUCACCAAGGCCAUUACAGCGCCCAAGCACUCUAGUGGUAUUGCACGUCACGGAACUAGUGUUGGGUUCCGAACCGGCGCUGAACAUGCCCUGGAAGAUGAUGCCGUCUGGUCGGAAGACGUUUCUGUGCACUACACGCUUACCUUGGACGCCAAGACUGGCGAUACACCCUCUAUUUCGAGUGCUGCGGGCGAUCUCAGGUCGAAGCUCCUCGCGGCCAUAACUUCCGCGGACAAGAUUACGGAUCCUUACUCGGAGAAGGCGUUCCUCAGAAAGGUCGUCAAUGGCGAAUUACCUCUCGUGCUAUCCGCUCACAGCGCGAGUGCCAUUGCGGCCAUCAUUCGCCUAAAGUCUGACGUUGAGACGGCAAUCGCCCAGGCAAACUCGGACAGAAGCAAGCUUCGCGUCGCCAUCCUCGGCGGUGCAGAAUCCCACAUCCUCGCCAAAGAGCUCGCACGCGCUGACAUCGGGGUCGUCCUCGCUCCCCUCCUUCCUUACAGCACCUCAUGGGAACAGAGGCACUCUCUCACGGGCGCGCCUCUGACGAACGGCACGGCCGUUGACGCGCUUCUGGACGCCGGCGUCGUGGUGGCCAUUGGACUCUACGAGGACUGGGUCGUGCGGGAUCUGGCGUUGUUUGCGGGCAUUGCGUAUCGUAACGGCGAGGGACGCCUGAGCGAGAGGGCGGCCUUGGAUCUGAUCUCGGCUAAUGUUUACAAGGUGCUUGGGAUUGAGGAGCCUAAGGGGACUGGGACCAGCGACUUCGCGGUCUUUGAGGGGAAUCCGUUGGAGAUUGGAUCGAGGAUUAAGGCUGUGGGAGGAGGAAGCGGAAAGAGAGUAAAAUCGUACAUGUCGACCUAUCUUCGGAGAGGCCUCAUCGGCGCGUUUGUGUGUCUUUUGAUUGCCGCGAUAUUUCAGUACACCAGCACCAAUACGAAUCUGGCGCUGUUUAAGAGGGUUCCUAAAGUUUCGGUUCCUGCUGCGGCUCCCAAGGUCACGAUGACACGAGCACCAGUAAUUGCUCUGUCCCACGGCGGUGGCCCUCUUCCCGUCCUCGGCGACCCAAUGCACAAAGACAUCGUCUACUCCCUCAAACACCGAGUCCCCAAGCUCCUCCGCCUCAACACCCCGGAAGCCCCCCGCGCUAUCGUCCUCGUAACAGCUCACUGGACCACCUCCACCCCCAUCAUCAGCUCUGGCGCCAAGCACGAUCUCCUCUACGACUAUUAUGGUUUCCCCAAGGAGAGCUACUCCCUCAGGUACGAUGCGUCGGGAGCGCCCGAUGUCGCGCAAAAAGUCGCCGCCGCGAUGGAAAAAGAAGGGCUCGAGCCUGUCCUCGACCCCAAGCGAAAGUGGGAUCAUGGCGUCUUCAUCCCCAUGAUGCUGAUCAACCCCGAGGCCAACGUCCCCAUCGUGCAGGUCUCCGUGCUCAAGUCCGAGGACCCGGCUCAGCAUUUCGCCAUGGGAAGGGCGCUCCAGAAGCUCCGCGACGAGAACAUCGCCGUCGUCGGCUCCGGAUUCGCGUCGUUCCAUAAUCUGCAAAAGAUGGGUGAGCUCAUGAUGAGUCGCCAGCUAGGCGGUGCUCCGGCGCCCUUUAAGAAGCGGUCGGAUGAGUGGAAUAACGCCCUGACGGAAGCCGUGGGCAAGAACUCUACGACGGAGAGGUUGGGAGCGUUGAAGGGGUGGAGGAAGUUUCCGUAUGCGGAUGAGAUGCAUCCCAAGUAUGGUGGGGAGCAUUUCUUGCCUUUGCUUGUCUGUUCUGCGGCGGGCGGAGAUGAGGCGACGGGGAACUAUGCUGAUGAGUUUAUUGGCAUUGAUGUGUUUACAUAUUACUGGGGAAACAAGCUUGAUUAA
This is a messenger RNA of Scedosporium apiospermum, 3870 nucleotides long. RefSeq lists its product as uncharacterized. The record is from RefSeq and is a predicted model, not a curated record. The coding region runs from base 1 to 3870 and encodes 1289 amino acids. The transcript has 4 exons. Gene Ontology annotation, molecular function: hydrolase activity, acting on carbon-nitrogen (but not peptide) bonds; zinc ion binding; ferrous iron binding. Lineage: Eukaryota; Fungi; Ascomycota; Sordariomycetes; Microascales; Microascaceae.